AACAUUUAUGAAUUAUUUUAUUCAACAGUAAAUUAAAAGAGAGCGCCCGCAGGAACCAACCCUCGCCCUCGGCACUUUCUGUCGGAGGACUUCCGCCUUCCAGCAGGACGGCGCUCCUCCCUGCGUCACCUUUCCUUUAAAAGAUGUGGUCCGAAGCACCGCCCACUACGGAGGACGAAGGGGGCUCCCCGCGGGGGCUAUUCCCCGGCUUCUUCCGCCAGACCUUACCAAUCGCCGGCCGGGCAUAGCUGGCAUUCUCCUCUAACGAAGAGCUUUUCUUCACCAACUGGGGAUGAUUGCUGUUUAGAGUUCUUCCUAAAAAGUGUCUCAGCUGUUUAAAAUCCAGUCUGCUCCUGUUCUAGAGCCUUGACCACACCUACAGCUGGAGGCUCCUGGCAGGAUGGCUGCUCUUCUUCUAAAGAGGCUAACGUUACAGACCGUAAAGACUGAAAAUAAUUGCCUAAGAAGGUGUCUUGGUAAAUACAUCCUGCACGAGACCCUAGCAGCACGGCUGUCCGUCGGCGCUUCGGUCCCCAGACCGUCCCACCUGAUUCACGCAAAAGCUUUCGGUACUGUUGCGGACACCCAGGACGAAAGAAAGAAGAAGAGAAAGAGUGCACCAGCUUUUGGCAACAUCGGCAGAAAAAUUCACGAGCGAGUCAUUCACGUGCUAGAUGAGGCGGGCAAUGACUUGGGAAACAUGCACCGAGCAGACGUGAUCAGGCUCAUGAACGAGCGGGACCUGAAGCUCGUUAAGCGCGACAGUGGCGCCGAGCCCCCGCAGUACCAGCUCCUGACGGGGGCGCAGAUUCACAAGGAGCAGCUGAGACUGCGGGAGCUGGAAAAGGCCCACCCCAAACCUGGACCUGCCCUGACAAAGGAGCUCAGUUUUUCUUCAAAUAUUGGACAACAUGAUUUGGACACAAAGAGUAAACAGAUUCAGCAGUGGAUUGGGAAAAAAUACAGAGUUCAGAUUACCAUAAAGAAAGGGAAGAACACAGAGGAACCAGAACAUAAGAUGGAGGCGAUCUGUAAUCAGAUACUUCAGACUAUGCCUGGAAUAGCUACCUUCUCAUCCCGGCCACAAGCUGUUCGGGGUGGAAAAGCUGUCAUGUGUGUUCUUCGUCAUUUGAGCAAAAAGGAAGAGAAUGCGUAUAGAGAAACUCAAGGAACCCAGAAAGGAGACACUUUGAACACGGAAAAUCGAAACAAUCAAGAAUCAGAUGUUGUGCAUCAGUGAUUUUAAUAAAGAAAAACGUGCUUCUGGGAGGAAAUAA
Messenger RNA from Ailuropoda melanoleuca (giant panda), 1277 nucleotides. RefSeq names its product mitochondrial translational initiation factor 3 (gene MTIF3). The transcript has 6 exons. Gene Ontology annotation, biological process: mitochondrial translational initiation; ribosome disassembly. The record is from RefSeq and is a predicted model, not a curated record. Gene Ontology annotation, cellular component: mitochondrion. NCBI's taxonomy places the organism in Eukaryota, Metazoa, Chordata, Mammalia, Carnivora, Ursidae. Gene Ontology annotation, molecular function: ribosome binding; translation initiation factor activity. The coding region runs from base 401 to 1240 and encodes 279 amino acids.